Messenger RNA from Aspergillus homomorphus CBS 101889, 3628 nucleotides. RefSeq names its product pitrilysin family metalloprotease cym1 (gene cym1). NCBI's taxonomy places the organism in Eukaryota, Fungi, Ascomycota, Eurotiomycetes, Eurotiales, Aspergillaceae. Gene Ontology annotation, molecular function: metal ion binding. Gene Ontology annotation, biological process: protein processing. Gene Ontology annotation, cellular component: mitochondrial matrix. The transcript has 2 exons. The record is from RefSeq and is a predicted model, not a curated record. The coding region runs from base 303 to 3464 and encodes 1053 amino acids.
CUUCUAUCUUCUCUCUCUCGGUUCUACCACCACUCCUCCCCUUUCGCUACUUCCCUGGAGCAUUAAUUUGUUCCAGUUCAAUAGUCUGCGUGACUUCGUGAAGUAGCGUACGAUCGUUUUACCCGUUGCGCAUCCCAAGUCCGGUCUGCCCGGUCUGCCCGUCCACGGCUCCCGACCACUUUCGGUAACUCGACAAACCGCUGCGGACUCGCUCAAAAGUACGUCAGUUGUGCCGUACUCUGUCAUAAGUACGCUGCGCGGUUGUCCGCUUUACCUCACAAUCUUCUGGAUUGAGUCACAACAUGCUGCGUUCAACUCUUGGGGUGAGCCGAGGCCGUGUGCCUGCUUUACCCAAGUCCGCCAACGGUCGUCUAUGGAACUCCGGCAGCGCUCUGCUUCGCUGGGGUCAGGGGAGAAGAUCUGCUUCAACCGUGACAAGCAUCGACAACUUCCCUGGAAUUGGAGAGAAGAUCCACGGAUUUACCGUUCAAGAAAAGAAACAUGUACCGGAACUACAUCUCACCGCUGUCCGGUUAACGCAUGACCAGACCGACGCGGACUACCUCCAUGUGGCUAGGGAAGACAAGAACAAUGUGUUUGGAAUUGGUUUCAAGACCAAUCCGCCUGAUGCCACUGGAGUUCCUCAUAUCCUGGAGCAUACCACACUCUGUGGUAGUGAAAAAUAUCCUAUCCGCGACCCUUUUUUCAAGAUGCUUCCCCGCUCACUGUCGAAUUUCAUGAAUGCCUUCACCUCCGCUGACCACACCACAUAUCCCUUCGCUACCACCAAUCAGCAAGAUUUCCAGAACCUGCUCUCAGUCUACCUAGAUGCCACCUUCCACCCUUUACUCAAAGAGGAAGAUUUCAGACAAGAAGGCUGGCGAUUAGGGCCAGAGGAUCCCCGUGCUAUUGAGGGUCAGACGGCUCAAAAGCCCGAGGACAUUCUUUUCAAGGGCGUCGUGUACAACGAGAUGAAGGGACAAAUCUCGGACGCAAACUACCUCUACUACAUCAAAUAUAAAGAGAGCAUCAUCCCAGCACUGAACAACUCGGGCGGUGAUCCCCAGUAUAUCACCGACUUGACGCACAAGGAGCUGGUCGAUUUCUCUAAGCGAAACUACCACCCCAGCAAUUCUAAGAUCUUCACCUAUGGUGAUAUGCCUUUGGCUAGCCACCUUGAGCAAAUUGGCAAAGUUUUGGAUGGAUUCCAGAAGGGCGAAGCCGACAAGUCUAUUAAGCAGCCGAUUGACCUUAGCCAGGGCCCUAAGAACGUGACUGUUCCAGGUCCCAUCGACACCUUCGCUAGCGAAGACAAGCAGCACAAAACGUCAACCUCGUGGUACAUGGGAGAUUCAACCGAUGUUGUGGAGGCUUUCUCUGCUGGAAUUGUGUCUUCUCUGCUCCUAGAUGGUUAUGGCUCACCUAUGUACCGGGCUUUGAUCGAGAGUGGGCUCGGCUCUUCCUUCAGUCCAAACACAGGUCUUGAUACCUCUGGCCGUGUGCCCGUGUUCUCCGUCGGUGUGACUGGCAUCAGUGAAGAGUCGGCCUCUCAUGUCAAGACUGCUAUCCAGACCGUCUUCGAAGAAUCUUUCGCCACGGGUUUCAGUGAUGAGAAGGUCCAGGGUAUUCUCCACCAGCUUGAGCUUGCCCUCAGGCACAAGACUGCCAAUUUCGGAAUUGGCGUGAUGGAGAAAACCAUCUCUUCUUGGUUCAAUGGGUCCAAUCCCAUGAAGGAAUUGGCUUGGAAUGAAGUGAUUGAUGAAUUCAAGAGGAGAUACGCACAGUGGGGUUAUCUGGAGUCGCUGAUGCAGAAGUAUCUUAUGAAUGAUAACUGCCUGACAUUCACGAUGGUCGGCACACCCAGUUUCAACCAAAAGCUUGACGAGCAAGAAUUGGUCCGGAAGGAGAAGAAGCUUAGCCAGCUCGUUGAGCAGCAUGGAUCAAUGGAGAAAGCCAUUGCCAAGCUAACGGAGGAAGAGCUUCAGCUGCUCAAAGUCCAAGAGGAAGCGCAAAACGCCGACCUGAGUUGUUUGCCUUCCCUCCGUGUGUCUGAUAUUUCACGCGAGAAGGAGCGCAAGCCCGUCCGGGAGUCCAAGGUCGACAACGUAGAUGUUGUCUGGCGGGAAGCUCCUACUAACGGCUUGACCUACUUCCAGGCUUUGAACACCUUCGACGGUCUCCCCGAUGACCUUCGGUUGCUGAUGCCGCUUUUCAAUGAUUGUAUCAUGCGACUGGGUACAGCAAACCGCUCCAUGGAACAAUGGGAAGACUUGAUUAAAUUGAAGACCGGGGGCAUCUCCACCUCCACGUUCCACGUUUCGUCGCCCACGGAGCUUGGAAAGUUCAACGAAGGUCUUCAAUUCUCCGGAUCCGCUCUGGAUAAGAACAUUCCCGACAUGCUGCAGAUUCUGACCACCCUGGUCACUGAAACUGACUUCGCAAGCCCCAGUGCGCCAGCCAUGAUUCAGGAGUUACUCCGGAUGACGACCAACGGUGCUUUGGACGCUGUUGCAGGUACAGGCCAUCGCUUCGCGCUCAACGCGGCUGCGGCAAGUCUGUCGCGCAGCUUUUGGGUGCAGGAGCAACAAUCCGGUCUUGCACAGCUGCAGGCUACGGCUAACCUGUUGCGGGAUGCAGAAACGUCUCCCGAGCGAUUGGCGGAGUUGAUUGAGAAGCUCCGCACGAUCCAGGCGUUCGCCAUCUCCAGGUCGUCCGGCCUUCGUGUCCGCAUGGUGUGCGAGCCAGAGAGCGCGGGUCAGAAUGAGUCCGUGCUGCAGAAAUGGUUCGCGGGUCUGCCUCAAGUCCGCUCGCCAACAACCGCUUUCGAAUCUCCAGCCAAGGAUUCCAAGCUGAUCAAGACGUUCUUCGAUAUGCCGUACAAGGUGUACUACUCGGGAUUGGCUAUGCACACAGUCCCAUUCGUCCACUCCUCCAGCGCUAAGCUUAGUGUCCUUUCUCAAUUGCUGACGCAUAACUACCUCCAUCCGGAGAUUCGUGAGAAGGGAGGUGCCUACGGUGCGGGAGCCAGCAAUGGUCCAGUCAAAGGCAUGUUUGCCUUUACCAGCUACCGGGAUCCCAACCCUACCAACACUCUGAAGGUGUUCCAAAACAGCGGAAUCUUUGCUAGAGACAGGACUUGGUCGGAGCGGGAACUCAACGAGGCCAAGUUGGGUAUUUUCCAGGGUCUCGACGCUCCAAUGAGUGUCGAUGAGGAGGGCGCAAGAUACUUCAUGAGCGGUGUUACCCAUGAAAUGGACCAGCGCUGGAGAGAGCAGGUCCUUGAUGUCACCGCGAAGGACGUCAACGAGGCAGCACAAUCCUUCUUGGUCAAUGGCUCUCAGCGGUCUGUGUGCCUGCUCGGCGAAAAGAAAGACUGGAUCGAGUCAGAUGGCUGGGAUAUGCGGAAGCUUUCCAUGAACGUGUCCGAAGAGGGCCCCGUUGAAGAUGCCGCUGCGUCGGCUUGAACUUGAAAAAGCAGGAUGCUUGAUGCCACGUCGAGCAUGGCUUCCCUUAACUCUUAUGACUUCCAUCAUGGCGCUGCAUUGUCAGAUAUUUGACACUCGCCAUGUGUAUCAUAUCUCCCAUGUAUUUUUAUGAUGAAUACCGGCAUGAAAGAUCAUGUAUAUAG